Molecule: messenger RNA, 2067 nt
Organism: Malus domestica (apple)
Lineage: Eukaryota; Viridiplantae; Streptophyta; Magnoliopsida; Rosales; Rosaceae
Product: transcription factor CYCLOIDEA-like
Biological process (GO): regulation of secondary shoot formation
Cellular component (GO): nucleus
Molecular function (GO): DNA-binding transcription factor activity; sequence-specific DNA binding
Source: RefSeq, a predicted model, not a curated record
CUCACCAUUGUACCUUCAAGAUUUUGCCCUGAGGAUAACUAUACUACCCACGAAAGACUCACCGGAAAAAACAAAAACGAGAGAAAAGAAGAAAAACAGAGCCAGCCAAAAACCCAUCUUUCAGCUGUCUCUAACACAAACAAUCCCCCACUCAUUAGUGCUUUUGUGUCUAUAUCAAAUGAUACCAUCUAUCACUGUAAAGCUCACUCCCCUUGAUCUUCUUUUUUAGAACACAGAUGGAUCUGAAGUUGCACUGAGAAAGUGAGUCUGAAAAGCGAAGUCAUGAGAAGUUUAUGAGUAUGAAGAAGCUCUCUUAAUUUGACCUGUUUGAAAUUAGGAUAAUCUCUUCUAGUGUUUAAAAAGAAGGGGAGGCUCUCUUAACAAAGGUAUUAUAUUGUAUAAGGACUGCCUGAGGAAAAAGAUAUCAUGUUUUCAUCUUCCUGUUGUAAUAGCAAUACUGUAAGUCCUUUUCAACCUAACUUUCCCUUUCCUUCUACAAAUCCUCCUCCUCCUCCUCCUCCUCCUCCUCCUCCUUCUCCUUGUGUUAACCUAGUAACCUGCACUGGAGAGAUUUUGUUUCACCACAUUCAUGAUUCCCUCUGUGGUCAAUUUUCACACCAAAAUAUUUCUUUAAUGGGCCCCUCUGCUCAUCAAACCCUAACCCAUUUGGGAGUUUCAUCAAACACUGUUCCUCCUAGUAUAAAUGCCCCCGCAUCUUGUGGAGAUCAUCAUCAUCAUCAGUACAGUAACUAUGGUCGCAUUGGUAGUGAUAAUAUUACUCCUUAUUUUCUUCAUUCCACUAGGCAAGAUGUAGUAGUAGCACCGGCGAAGAAAGACCGGCACAGCAAGAUCUUCACCGCUCAGGGCUUGAGGGACCGGAGGGUAAGGCUGUCCAUCGACGUUUCCCGUCAGUUCUUUGACCUCCAAGACCGGCUAGGGUUUGACACGGCAAGUAAAACCCUAGAGUGGCUACUAAACAAGUCCAGAAAGGCCAUCAGGGAUCUCGGAACACGGAAGAAUAACUUGAGCUGCAGUUCUGAGUGGUCCAAGAGUUUGUCUUCCACUUCCGAGUGCAAGGAUGUUGUUCCGGACAUAAACGAGGUGGAUAAUCAUGUAGUCAGCAAAGAAAAAGAGAUGGUGAUGAUGAAGUUGAAAGAAUCUGAAUCUGCCGGGGCUUAUGUUGCGAAGGAAUCGAGGGCAAAGGCAAGAGCAAGGGCAAGGGAAAGGACAAGAGCAAAAAAGGUGUGCAUUACUAGUAGGAGGCCUCAUCAGAUCUUGAACCAAAUGAACUUAUUCAAUGAGCAGCUUAAUGAUCAUGAAACAAACAUCUCAUCCUCAUCGAAGGUUAAUUUUGGAGAUCAUCAUGUGAAUCAAGAACUGGGAUCCCUCUUGGAUAAUCAAGCUCAUCAUCAUCAUUGUCAGGAGGAGGAUCAAUCUGCUUUGAUCAAAAGAAACAAAAUGAAGUUAUCGGUAGUUUCAAAUUAUAAUACUACUGAUCAGAGUUCCAGCAGCAGCUACCUCCAAUUUACCAAUUCAUCUCAAUAUUGGGACAUCAAUGGCUCGUUCCCCAUGCCCGAGCAUUAAUUGUGCCACUGCCACCAUAAAUUUUAAUUUCCACUGGAACUGAAAUCUUGGGAGGGUUAAUUGCGGAAUUAACUGGCAAAUACAUCGAUUAUCUUCCAAUUUAUUAACUUCGAUCGAAGAAGUAAGCUAUAUUUUGUUCAUGUAUUUCUUUGAAUGCUCAUUAGAUUAUCCACUGUUUUACAGCUCCCCAAGAGUUACAAAACAUGAUCCAAUUGGAGAUGGUUUUCCUUAGCAACGCAUAACCAGUACUUGAUCAGAAUUUUAUAUAGACCCCUACAAGUAUGCAUUUCUUUAUGUUAAAACCACGUCCCUUAUGAAAACAUCAAAUGACAUUGAUGAGGUAUUUGUUAGUUGUAAUGCCUUUUUUUGUUUAAUAGUUUAGCUUAUGCUGUAAACAUUUCUAUUCGAAUUUAAUAUAAGGUACCAUUUAAGCAGGUAUAAAUAUGCUAUAAUUAAACAAUCAAAACACACCACAUAGGUGUA